AUGGAGGGUUCCGACCAUCGGUCGAUUUGCCGCCUAGGCCCGUCUGACGCACAAAGUUCUCCAUCGCCAAAAACGCCCCCACUGGGUUCUUCUGCGUCUUUUGCAAGCAGCCGGUUGAACUUCCUCCCUGCGGUCGAUCGACGCUCCUUGCGGUCCGAUAUCAAUGACCUCUUCGAUUGCGCUGAGGCCCGCCAGGAUAUCCAAAACGAUUAUGGCGCAAUGCAUGAUCAGUUAAGGGCUCAAGAACUUCGUGGUGAUCGUUUGAAACGGCAGCUGCAUGAUGUUUGCGAAUUCUUAGGACCGAUCAGACAAUACUUCAACCAACGUUAUCACGAUAUGCGUGACAAGUUGGAAGACCCCGAGCGUAAGGUUGCGGAAUUCCAAGACGAGUUGGCUGACCGAGAACACGCCUGGAGGAAAUCGAUCUUGAAAACAGCUCUCUUGAAGCUUAAAACGGCCAGACAUGCUGAGCAAGUGAAAAAUCGGUGUCAACUGGCUGUAUUGCAAGACUAUUUAGAUUUAGUGAUCGAGUCUUCCCAGAACGCCAAUGCUCAAGCGAAAAUCCAGAUCGAAGACGCACAAGAUCACUUUUUCGCCCGCUUGUACGCGAUCAUGCAAGAGUUAGCUAUGGCCCAGCGAGACAUGGGUGAGAUCAAGGUUUAA
Messenger RNA from Peronospora matthiolae, 663 nucleotides. NCBI's taxonomy places the organism in Eukaryota, Oomycota, Peronosporomycetes, Peronosporales, Peronosporaceae. The record is from the annotation of a GenBank genome assembly.